Emys orbicularis (European pond turtle) is the source of this 805-nucleotide messenger RNA. RefSeq names its product histidine triad nucleotide binding protein 2 (gene HINT2). The record is from RefSeq and is a predicted model, not a curated record. The transcript is spliced from 5 exons. NCBI's taxonomy places the organism in Eukaryota, Metazoa, Chordata, Testudines, Emydidae. Bases 1 to 720 code for a protein of 239 amino acids. Gene Ontology annotation, molecular function: hydrolase activity. Gene Ontology annotation, cellular component: mitochondrion; cytoplasm.
AUGGCCCUGGCCUGUGCCCACUCCCCGGGCUGUGUCACGCUGGGGGGCUGCUGCUCGCCACUCCCCCAGCUCCGGCACAGCAGCGCCUGCAGCUCCGCGCCCCUCCGGGCCUGCCUGGGGCAGCUGGCGAACGCCAGUGUGGCACGGCCCUUUGCUCUCCCGCGGCCCGUUAGGUUUGGCCUGGGCAGGACGUGCCUUCGGCUCCGUGCCACUCGCCGAGCAGGGCCCCGCCGUGCUCCCACCCCGCUCCCGGCUCAGUGUGGAGCAGCCCCCGGGCCGGAUCCUGGGGAUUGUAGAUGCUACGUGGCUGCCGGUGGGCAGGACGGGGAGGUGCAGAAGGCUCAGCGGGCAGCCGAGGCCAGUGAGGAGCCAGGCCAGCGGCCCCCGACCAUCUUCAGCAAGAUCAUCGACCGCACCAUCCGGGCCGACAUCCUCUACGAAGAUGACAAGUGCCUCGCCUUCCGGGACGUGGCCCCGCAGGCCCCCGUGCAUUUCCUGGUGAUCCCCAAGCACCCCAUCCCCAGGCUGAGCCGCGUGGCUGCGGGGGACGCAGAGCUCCUGGGGCACCUGCUGGUGGUGGCCAGUCAGACGGCGAAGGUGGAGGGGCUGGUGGAUGGCUACCGAGUGGUGAUCAACGACGGGAAGCGGGGGUCUCAGUCCGUCUACCACCUGCACUUGCACGUGCUGGGCGGGCGUCAGAUGGGCUGGCCCCCAGGCUGAGCUGUAGCUGGAGCGACGGGAGCAGCGGAUGGAGCACCAGCCCCCCCUUGUCAAACCGACUCCUCAAUUAAAGCGCAGUGAGAGA